Messenger RNA from Actinia tenebrosa (Australian red waratah sea anemone), 2320 nucleotides. Its product is annotated as nudC domain-containing protein 2. Gene Ontology annotation, cellular component: cytoplasm. Gene Ontology annotation, biological process: protein folding. Lineage: Eukaryota; Metazoa; Cnidaria; Anthozoa; Actiniaria; Actiniidae. The record is from RefSeq and is a predicted model, not a curated record.
AGAAGAGGCAAAUAUUGAAAGAGGAUUAAAGGGAAUGGCUGAUCACUUUGAUGAGAAAAGUGGAGUUGUUAAGUCUAGAACCCCUUGGGGAACUUGGGCACAGACAAUAGAGGAGGUGUUUAUUGAAGUAGAAGUUCCCCAAGGGACCAGAGGAAAAGACGUUCAAUGCGAUAUCAAGACAAAAAGUAUUUCAUGUGUGGUGCAUGGGAAGGAAAUAUUUAAAGGAGAACUCUAUGGUAAAGUAUUACAAGAUGACAGUAUUUGGACAGUAGAGGACAAGAAGUUGGUUCAUAUCGUAUUAGUCAAGUCUGAAAGAGAUGCAUCAAAAGGCUGGAAGUCACUCCUAAAAGAUCAAUACCUCACAGACCCACUGACUUACGAUGAGAUGGAGAAAAAACUAACACUAGAAAGAUUUCAGAAURAGAACCCUGGUUUUGAUUUCAGUGGUGCAGAAGUGACAGGAAACUAUACAGGUGGUGGUCCCAAACUACCAUCUCAAAACUAAGAAUAAUACUUUUAUAUUUAUGGAAUAUAAGCAAAGCUCAAAUUAACAGCCAGCCAGUCACUAGUCAUAAUUACUGGCAAAAAUACUUUUACCUCAGCCAUACCUUGUUUCUGGAAUGUUACUGGUUGACUGUUUAAGGAUCACCAGCAAGGCAAAGUUUGACUGGACUAGUCCCUACUAAUUUUUUAACUCUCACCAUUAUUUUAAGCCCUGAUAAGAAGACAUACAGGGURUGCUGUGCCAAUAGAGUAGGUUUCAUGCAAAAUAGCAUUGUUGCAGUAUGAAAUUCCCAACAUCUAUUGAACCAAUCACAUGCAGCAGACACAAUCACUGCUCAGGCAAUGAAAGUUCUUAGGCUGAAAUGAAUUCUAUUUAUGUCCUAAUUUAGUUCAUUUAUGUGUGAACAUCCAUAUAUUUUGUAUAAAAUUAAUUAGGCUUUUACUGAAAAUUAUAUUACAUGUUACAGAGACACCAGAAAUAGAUGUAAUGAUUAAUGUUAAAUUUUUCUAAGUAAAUAAGUUUUCAAAUAUAAAUCUCUGAUAUCUCAUUACUGAGACAUAAAAAGUUAACAUAUUUUACUGACCUUUUUAAUGAAAAAUAGAUAAACUAGCUCUAUAACUAUGCCGUAAUAGAGCUGGUAACUUUGGCCAUAAAUACUUUUCGCUAAUAUUUGAAUCCUUUUACUAACAGUUCCACUUCACUGGUUUGGAUAUUUAAAAAGACUAUAUUUGAAGAAUAUAAUCCUCCCAGUUAAAUUUCCUAAUAGACUAGUAAUGUAAAAUAUAAAAUUCUUAUUCUGGGAAAUAAAAAAAAACCUUGAAACCUUGAAUAAUGGACUGAUUGAGAACUUCAGAACGGUUAGAAAAAAACAAAUAACCAUUUAAACAUAUUUCAAAAAGAGUUUAUGUCGCUUAUUUGACCAUGUAUCUUGAAAUAGAUAUAAUUAUUUCAUCAGCUCUUUAGGUCAAUUUUAGUUGCCAUCAGUGUAAUUUUAGAUGGAACCUAUUAAUACUUAGUGGCGUCAGUAAUACUGUUUUCUCCAGUUUCAAAACCACAUCUGCAUAGUUUUACUAAUUGAGUGUCAUUCCACUUCACUGGUUAAAAUAUGUACAAAAGUGGUACAUUUUUAUUAAAAUAAAACACAUUCAAAAGGUGUACACUUUUGAAUAAAUUUGAUGUGAAAAAAAAGUGUUCGCAAAUUCUGAAAGGAAAAAUACAUCUAAAAUGUUCCAAAGAACCCGCUCCCAAAUAGCAAUACAUAACAAAUAUUAGGUGUUAAAUAAGCUCCAGCAUACCAGCACAUUGGGCAACCUAGUGCACACUCCAAGAGCGUCUUGUUGCAUUUUUUGCAAAAUUUCUUAAUAGAAUCACUAGUUAUUUAUAAUAAAAUAAAAAUCAUAGGAUAAAAGCUGCAAAUUCGGCGUAAAAAAAUGUCUACGUUCCGUACGAUCCAGCCAACCRAAGUCCAGUCCAUUCCAUCUAUGCACGGUUCCUAAUUUUCCAAAAUUAAAAAACAGUCAAAAUUCGGGCAUUUAGAUGCGGAAAAAGAGUUUUAGAAGUUGGGCAUGUUUUUGCUAUACAUUAAGAGUAUCCAUGGCCAUUCAAAAGGUGAAAAUUAAAAACUUUUUUGUGAUUCAAGUUCCAGUCACUCUGAGGCCCAGUCACUUCCAAUCCAUUUCAGUCACAACCAAUCYAUUCCAGUCACAUCCAAAUAACUUCAAUUUAUCUUAAUAGCAUCUUAAUGAAGGAAACUUAGUUGUAAAGCCUGUAAAGAUCCACAGAGUCACCUAUAGACACAUGAAUUAUACAGUCCUU